Grosmannia clavigera kw1407 is the source of this 3291-nucleotide messenger RNA. Its product is annotated as RNA interference and gene silencing protein. Bases 1 to 3291 code for a protein of 1096 amino acids. The record is from RefSeq and is a predicted model, not a curated record. Lineage: Eukaryota; Fungi; Ascomycota; Sordariomycetes; Ophiostomatales; Ophiostomataceae. Gene Ontology annotation, molecular function: protein binding; RNA binding. The transcript has 4 exons.
AUGUCGCUGCCGGCAAAGCUGCACAUCUGUGCCGCGCCCCAGAGUGUCGGUGAGAAGUGGAAGCUGAUUGGCCGCCAAUUUGCCCAUGACGAGAUGGGUGUUAUGAUGACUCCAAGCUCGUACAGCAUGGUCGUAAUCAUCUAUCCUGACGGAGUGGUCCAGCCGAGUGCGGAGAUUCGUGCUCUCGAAAACAAGUUGAUGGCGGCAGCACCGGCUGCGACGGUGAAUGUGACCGCUGUAGCCCAGCAGCUGCAGCAGGUCAGCGUCUCCGGACCGGCCGCCAAGGGUAAGGGUAAGGGUAAGGGAAAGGGCAAGGCUUCAGCUCCGGCUCCGGCCCUGGCCUCGGUGCCACCCUCAUCCGGUGGCGGGAAUGAGGACCUUGCUCGGUUCCCUCGACGGCCAGCAUACGGAACGACUGGUGCUUCGGUUGUUGUCUGGGCCAACUUUUUCGAGCUGAGCUUCGGUCGACUGCCACAGCUGAUGCAGUAUAACGCACAGGUCACAAAGAUUGGCCGUAUCGUCCGCCAGGAUGCAGGCAGCAAGGGCAAAGAGAUCCUUAAGCUGCCAUACACGUCGAUGCUCGGGCCCGAUGCACCGGCCGAUACGUCGACGGCGCCCGAGGUCAAGGGCCCGCUGCUGCGCAAGGUGUUGCGCUACGUGCUGACGGAACGGCUGAUCAACAUCCCGGCGGCGAGCGAGCUGAAGAGCAAGAUCAUCACGCUGGCCCCGCUACCCGGAUGGUUGGGCAAUCCGCCGGUGCUGGAUGACGUUGAGUUCGAAGGCAGUGUGUUCCGCGUGCAGUUCGACGGCCCGGUGGUGCUGCCGCUGGACGGCCUUCAACACUGGCUGCGCACGAUGCGAGACGAGCGCGACAUCAAUGACAGUUUCUUCCCCAAGUUCCCCGAUGUGGUGGACGCAGUCGGCAUCCUGCUGGGCCACGCGCCGCGUAUGGCCACGCCCGGGACGACGACCGUGGGCAGCAGCCGGUUCUUCACGACCGACAUGCCGGCAGAACGGACUUCGCUGGGCAACGGCUUUCUCGAGACCGUGCGUGGAUAUUUUCAGAGCGUCCGGCCGGCCACCGGACGGCUUCUGCUCAACGUCAACGUGACCCACGGCAUCUUCCGUGAGGCCGGUCGGCUGCCCGACAUCCUGCGACGUGCCGGCCGACCGACGGUGCGGCUGCACAACAUGUUGAAGAACAUGCGCGUAGGCGUCGAUAUUCCGGGUGUCGGCCGCCAGGACUACUCCAUGGGCGGCCUUGCCCGACGAAGCGACAAUAUGCGCGGCCGAGGACGACGGAACAGCGGUGGUAGCGGCCACAGCGGCAGCAGUGUCGACGACGUUCUGCACGUGCGCCAGGACUUUGCCCGGCCGCGUGAAGUCGAAUUUCGGUACAGCGCAGGGUCAAAUCCGAUUGCAGGGCUGAAGGACAACUCGAUGGUGACGGUGUAUGAUUAUUUCCAAAAGAAAUAUCACGUCCAGCUGAUGGACAUUCCUGUUAUCAACCUCGGCAAGCGCGACAACCCGCGCUACUAUCCGGCCGAGUGGUGCACCCUGCUGCCCGGACAGCCGGUCAAGGCACGGUUGAGCGCGAGCGAGUCGGCGGCCAUGAUCCUUUUUGCCUGCCGCACGCCGGUCGAGAACGCGCGGUCCAUCACCGGGCUGGCCCGCCAGGUACUGCAGCUGGACGGUGGUGGCAGUGGUGGCAGCGAGCUCUUCCGCCAGUUCGGCCUGACUGUGGCGAACCGCAUGGUGGCCGUGGACGCUCGUGUGCUGGACUCUCCACGCAUCCAGUACGCCAAGAAGGACCCGGUGCGCGUGGCCAAGGGUUCCUGGAACCUCAACGGCCAGCGCGUCGUGCAGGCCGGCCGGCCGAGCAGCCGUGAUGUCCCGUGGACGUAUGUCCACCUCCUCAAGUUCGGCACCCAGUCGGCCGACAGCGGAGACAUCGCCCGGGCCGUCGGCGAGUUUGGCCGCUUCCUGCGCAACAACCUGGGCGUGCCAGUGCGCGAACGUCCCAUCCCGCUGCAACGCCAUGAGUACAACACCCAGGCAGACCCGCUGGACGGUGAGGCCGCAGUGCAGCACGCGCUGCAAGGGCUGCAGCAGCUGAAGCCGGCCGACCGUCCGCGCGUGGUGCUGUUUGUGCUGCCGGGCAACGCUGACAAGGACCUGUAUGCGUCCAUCAAGCUGCAGGGCGACACCGUCUUUGGCGUGCACACAGUGUGCGUGAUCGGCAAGAAGCUGACCAAGACGCGGCCGGGCAACAACUUCGGUGGCUUUGACCCGCAGUACUUUGCCAAUGUCGGGCUCAAGUUCAAUCUCAAGCUGGGCGGUGUCAACCACCGGCUAAGUGACGAUGUGAAGGAUCUCGGGCUGCUGUCUGAAGGCAAGACCAUGGUUGUCGGUUAUGAUGUCAUCCAUCCGACGAAUCUGGGUCUCGGUGGUUCGUCUGCGAGCAGCAGCGGCGAUGCAGCUGCCACGCUGCCCAGUCAGGUCGGCCUGGUAGCCAGCAUCGACCGUCAUCUGGCCCAGUGGCCGGCCGUGUGCUGGGAGCAGCGUGGUCGCCAGGAGAUGGUCAGCGCCCAGCUGACGGCGGCCAUGCGCAGUCGCCUGAUUCUGUGGCGCGAGCACAACAAGGCUCUGCCGCAGAAAAUCCUAGUGUAUCGUGACGGCGUGUCCGAGGGCCAGUUUGCCCAGGUGCUGGACGUCGAGCUGCCGCUGAUCCGUGCUGCCGCCAAGGACCUGUACCCGGCGAACGCACCGCAGCCGGCUGUCAGCAUCAUCGUGUCGGUCAAGCGUCAUCACACCCGCUUCUUUCCCACGCAGAGCGGCCACGACACCGGCAACAUCUCCUGCGGCACCAUUGUCGACCGCGGUGUCACUCUGCAGCGGUACUGGGACUUUUACCUGACCGCCCACACGGCCAUCAAGGGCACUGCUCGCCCGGCGCACUACACUGUGCUCUAUGACGAGAUCUUCCGGCCAAAGUUCCCCGGAAACGGCCAGGCUGCUGUAAACGCGCUCGAGACCCUGACCCAUAACAUGUGCUACAUGUUCAACCGCGCCACCAAGGCCGUCAGCGUCUGCCCGCCUGCGUACUAUGCCGAUCUGGUGUGCACGCGUGCUCGUCUGUACCAGGCUCGCGAUUUUGACCGCAUUCUGGCGAGCCAGGCUGGCGGUGCUUCCGACACGGCCAGCCAGAUCAGUGGGUCGACUGCGCUCACGACCAUCGGGGCCCUGCCGCGCGUGCAUGCGAAUAUCGAAAAUGACAUGUUUUAUGUGUAG